Molecule: messenger RNA, 666 nt
Organism: Merops nubicus (carmine bee-eater)
Lineage: Eukaryota; Metazoa; Chordata; Aves; Coraciiformes; Meropidae
Gene: GIMD1
Product: GIMAP family P-loop NTPase domain containing 1
Exons: 2
Coding region: 1-666 (221 amino acids)
Molecular function (GO): GTP binding
Source: RefSeq, a predicted model, not a curated record
AUGGCAGAUAGCAAUGAGAUGACCAUCAACCUUGUUGUCUUUGGAAGAACUCAGACUGGCAAAAGUGCUGUUGGGAACAGCCUGCUGGGCAGCUCAGACUUUGAGAGCCGUUGCUCCCCCAGCUCUGUGACGACGCGCUGCAGCCUUGGCCGCAGCUGCCGCGUUUUGGGGGUCACACGAAGAAAUGGCUGUGAGCUAGCUCUCCGUGUUCAAGUGCUUGACACUCCAAGCUACCCUCACACUGCUCUGACCAAAGAACAGGUGAGCAACAUGGUGAGAUCAGCACUGGCUCACCAUUUUGGGAAGGAAGGCCUGCAUCUAGCUCUCUUGGUCCUGAGGGCUGACCUGCCUCUGUGUUCAGAUGAAAGCAAUCACACAAUUCAGCUCAUCCAGGAACUUCUGGGUCCCACAUGGACGGAUUUCACUGCAGUUGUUCUUACUCAUGCAGACAAGGCAGAAGAUGCUGGACUCAGUGAAGAUGAGUACUUGCACAGUGCCUCAAGUACCCUGUUGUCACUUUUGAGCUCAGUACAGCACAAAUACAUUUUCCUUGACAACCAGAAGAGCAUAAUUAAAGAGGAAAGAGCUACUAUCUUAAGAAAGCUCUUGAAUUUUAUAAGACAAAAUAAGUAUCAAGUGCUUCUACCUAAGCACAGCAAGGAAUAA